AUGUCUAAAAUAGCUGAAGUAGAAGAUAAGUUAGAUAAGUUAGCUUUAAAAGUUAGUAAACUUAAAGAUGUCAAAAAAAAUAUAAUUAAGGAUAGUGAUCUAAGUAAAUAUUUUAUAGGAUUGGCCAAUUAA
Messenger RNA from Racocetra fulgida, 132 nucleotides. The record is from the annotation of a GenBank genome assembly. NCBI's taxonomy places the organism in Eukaryota, Fungi, Glomeromycota, Glomeromycetes, Diversisporales, Gigasporaceae.